GCUUUGCAUGCAGUUUGUGUAGCAAUGAAGACUGUCCUGUUUGCGUUGUUUAUUAUAGCAGUGGAGUGCCAUGCUGGGCCGGAUGAUAAGAUCAUUGGGGGUUACGAGUGCCCUCCGCACUCCCAGCCAUGGCAGGUCUACCUCACCUACGACGACGGGGAGCGCUGGUGCGGGGCGUCUAUGAUCAAUGAGCUUUGGGCUGUCUCUGCUGCACACUGCUACAUCCCCCCCCCUCGCCUGGCCCUGCACCUGGGAGAGCAUCACCUGUUCAAGGAGGAGGGCACGGAGCAGCGCAUCUGGGCCGAGAAGGUCAUUCCCCACCCCGACUACAAUGACGCCACCUUUGACAACGACUUCAUGCUGAUCAAGCUGGGCGAGCCGGCCGUUUUCGACCAGUAUGUUCAGCCCAUCCCCCUGGCCAGCAGCUGCCCCUCGGCUGGCAGCCAGUGCCUCGUGUCUGGGUGGGGCAACCAGAUCAACACGGGAGUGAACUACGCAUCGCUGUUGCAAUGUCUGAACCUGCCGGUGUUGUCCAAGUCCCAGUGUGUGGGGGCCUACGGGAGCAUGAUCACUGACAACAUGUUCUGUGCUGGCUACCUGGAGGGAGGCAAGGACUCCUGUCAGGGUGACUCUGGUGGCCCUCUGGUCUGCAACGGAGAGCUGCAUGGGGUGGUGUCCUGGGGCUAUGGCUGUGCCGAAGCUGGCCAUCCUGGGGUGUAUGCUUCAGUUUGCCGCUAUUCUGACUGGGUCAAGGAAACCAUUGCCCGCAACUAAGGAUCUUCCCAUUUGUUCAAGGGGGGUUGGGCUGAUCAUGUUCCAGCUGCAUUAAAUGUGCCA
This is a messenger RNA of Engraulis encrasicolus (European anchovy), 837 nucleotides long. Its product is annotated as trypsin-2-like. The transcript is spliced from 5 exons. Bases 25 to 774 code for a protein of 249 amino acids. The record is from RefSeq and is a predicted model, not a curated record. Gene Ontology annotation, biological process: proteolysis. Gene Ontology annotation, molecular function: serine-type endopeptidase activity. Lineage: Eukaryota; Metazoa; Chordata; Actinopteri; Clupeiformes; Engraulidae.